AAAGAUGGAAAAAAACAGAUGGCAGGUAGUUGUGGCAUAUCUACUGUCUAUCGGAGCUGUCUGUGUGAACUCGUGGUUUUUUAGUUGAAAUGGCAGCCCUUCAAGUCGCAGUCCAUGGCUGCGCUGCUCGGCCUCGGUCUACACCAUUGCCAAUGGCCCCAGCAGUUCCUGGGUUUCAUCCCCCGAAUGGAAGAGCUCACAGUCUUCCCAAACUUAAUCCAAAUUCACUCAGUCUCAGUAUUAGAACCAAAGGUGCCUUAAGAUCUCAAAUGAGGCAAAGACGACUGGUUGCCUAUGCAUCAACUAAUCCUUCGGGUGGAGAUUCCAUUGAAAAAAAAUCGGGUGAAAAGGCAAGCGAGGCUGCCAAAGGUCCUCCAUUCCUUACCAUCUUGGCUGGAAUAUUGGUCUUUUGUAGUGUAUGUUGGGUUAUUGGAUCAAUUUUAAUAUGGUUAAUUAGUCUUAUUGCCAAUUUCCUUCCAAAGUAGUGCGGAGUAUGGGCAAUACUUUCCUGUUAAUACUGAAUACACUAGCUUGCUUUGUCUUCGUUCAUGGAUAUUUUUUAAACCAUUUACCUCUGAUCAUCCAUAUCCAGCAUUGUAACUGUUUUUUGUCAUUAUGCAAACAAACAAUAUCCUUCAUUUAUUUUAUUUUAUUUUAAA
Humulus lupulus (European hop) is the source of this 659-nucleotide messenger RNA. RefSeq lists its product as uncharacterized. Lineage: Eukaryota; Viridiplantae; Streptophyta; Magnoliopsida; Rosales; Cannabaceae. The transcript has 2 exons. The record is from RefSeq and is a predicted model, not a curated record. The coding region runs from base 90 to 485 and encodes 131 amino acids.